AUGAUAGUCUUCGUUUGGGGAUUCGGCCGAAUAGGUCUUGGACCCUUGGUCGAAUAUGCUCCUCGUCCCACUAUGAUUCCUCCAUACCUAUUCCCGACAGCUUUACCAACUUAUUCUGCUGAUUCUAAUCUCAUUCACUCUGAUUCAUCUUCAAAGUCAUCGUUGUCACAUUCUGAUCAGAAAGACUCUUCAUCACAUAAACUUGUUGGUCUUUAUGCAGGUCUACAUCACUUUGUAGCGCGUAGCUCGCAUGGUCUUCUUUGGUCAUGGGGAGCUCCUCGAGGUUGCCUAUCUUGUCUCGGCCUCGGUGAUUCGAUUCGAUCAACCUCGCGGAGCUCUUCUGGAUCUGUGUCUAUCAUUGGGCAGACUUAUCCUGCUCAGAUCGCUCUUCCAGCUGAGGCUCUUGAUGUAUCUUGUGGCGUAGAUCAUACAUUUGUGCUGGCUUCAUCAUUCAUAUAA
Messenger RNA from Protopolystoma xenopodis, 459 nucleotides. Lineage: Eukaryota; Metazoa; Platyhelminthes; Monogenea; Polystomatidea; Polystomatidae. The record is from the annotation of a GenBank genome assembly.